Messenger RNA from Dothidotthia symphoricarpi CBS 119687, 2399 nucleotides. RefSeq lists its product as uncharacterized. The record is from RefSeq and is a predicted model, not a curated record. The transcript has 2 exons. Bases 240 to 2027 code for a protein of 595 amino acids. Gene Ontology annotation, molecular function: zinc ion binding; DNA-binding transcription factor activity, RNA polymerase II-specific. NCBI's taxonomy places the organism in Eukaryota, Fungi, Ascomycota, Dothideomycetes, Pleosporales, Dothidotthiaceae. Gene Ontology annotation, biological process: regulation of DNA-templated transcription.
GUGUGUCCUCCGCCAUCGUCGCGAUCCUCUGCUCCCUCUGCUCGCUCUCUUCUCCUGCGACCCGUCCUUGCUGAUGUCCUCUGCGAUAUGGUGCGUUGAUGCUUAGUGCGCCCUGGCCUGCCUGCUAGCGUUUCCGCUGCCUCAGCUCCACCCUUCUCACUUGCUUCCUCCGGGCGCCCGCUGCGAGCGUCUCGACACUGCCCUAACACCGCCCCGACUGCCCUGCGUGCGGCCUGGACAUGCCCCAGACGGCGAGCGAGCCCACGAUGAAUCCGCAGCACCACGCGCCGCCCGCGCCCAGCGAGCUCAAGCGCAAGCGGAGUCCGUCGACGCAUGAGCUGCACUCGGCCUCUGCGCCACUGCCAAAGUCCGCCAAGACGCACAACCACCUGCAGAUCAACUAUCUUGCCCGCCAUCUCGACGAGGAUCUCCCGCUUAUUACCAACGAUGACACGCUGCCCAACAUCCUGUCGCUGCUGGGUGACUACCAGGGUGUGCUCGACCGCCAUGAGAGCAUGGCCUGCAACCUGGGCGCCCGGCCGCUGGGACCCAUCCUGAUCAAGCGCUUCGAGCGCCUGUUUGACGGGCCUCCACGCGUGCUGAAGAGCCAUGGCAAGGAUGGGACGACGGUGACUUGGCUGGACGUCGUCGAGUUUGCGCGCAACAAGUCUGAACAGUUCCAGCUUGGGCAGAUGAGCGAGGGCGUGCGCGUUUGCCAGUUCUACACGAAGCAAUGUCGCGUCCAGAUCUCAGAGGAGGACUACGUACUCAUCUCGUCGGGCAUUCCGCAGAAGAUGAUCCCGCCGCAGCCCAUCAUCGAGGACGAGGAGAAAGAGCUGGGCACGAUUGAAAUACUGGAGAAGAAUCUGGGUCAGAUCUGCCAACUGGCUGAUCAAGUUGCUGCCCGCACUCGCCAGCUUAAUCACAGACUCAAGGGCCGUAAACAGGCCAUCCUUGACCGAAGAGCGACCGCGACCCCCGCCCCACCCAUCCGCCCCUCGAGCCCCUCCAAUGUCGCCCUCAUGAACGGCGGCAGCUCAAGCCUCCCUCCUGUGAACCAAGCGUCGCAAACCUCGCCUAGUGGUUUCAUAGCAGUCAAUGCCCGCUCUCGUCAGGAAUCAAACGGGAACGGCACAUCCUCCACAACGCGCCACGAUCUGCUGAACAAAUUCCACACCCUCAACGAACGUCGCCCUUCAUCUCAGCCCCCAAACGGCCCAACAGACGCUAGACGGCCAUCCGUAGGAGCUCACACCAUCUCACACCCAUCGACCCCCAUGACAAAUGUGUCGCGAGCUCCACCAAAGCCUGUUGAAGCACCAUCACAGCCCCCUCCCCGACCAACCCAACUCAACGAGUCGGAGCUCCAAUCUCUCAUGAACUCGCCCGUCCCGAUCCCGAACACACCAUCCAACCUCCUUCCUGCCGCCAGCCAACGCGCCACGCACUCUCAAGAGAAAGACGACGGUGGCCCCUUCAAGGCGGAAAUGGUGCACCGCAUGGAGUCGCUCGCAAAAGGGGAGCGCAUUCUUCCCCCUUGCGAUCGGUGUCGCAGACUGCACAUGGACUGCCUCAAGAACCUGACUGCGUGCAUGGGCUGCACAAAGAAGCACGCAAAGUGCUCGUGGAAAGACGUCCGCGAGCCAGAACUGCGAGGCGGAUACGCACACCCCAUGGGAUCCAACAGCGGCGGACACAGCGAGACAAGUGACCACGAGGGAGACCGCGCCAGCACAGCGAGUCCCGCCAUGAUGAGCCCCACACUCCCGGGCUUGCAGGUCGUGAAUGGAGGCCAUGCCAGUGCGAAUGGACGUCUCACACCUCAACCCCCGUCAUACCACCUCCCACAUGGUCUCCCCUACGACUCCCGAUUACCAUCCACGCGCAACUCGCCCCCUGAUCGCGAGAGGGAAAGACACGUAGAAGCGCAGCUACAGGAAGCCGCGCAGUCGAGCCUUGCGCAUGCGAAUGCGAGGCUGAAUGGGAGUGAGGGGAAAGCCGGGGAGUAUCAGGCCAUGGUUGCUUGAUGGAUUAGUUUUCUGUGUGCGUGUGUGUAAGGGAGGGUAUAUUGAUGGUUUAGCGGGUGGGUGGGCGGUGCUACUGCUCUCUCUCUCCUUUUGUUACGGGAGUAUUUUCGAUGAUACCAUUUUCCUUCUUCUUGCGACUUGUUCCUUUUAUAUUCUCCUUCUCCUUCUUCUUUUAAAACUUUUACCAUGAGGCAACAGGUUGAGAGUUUCUUGUGCUGGGGCACGCAUCAAAAAUUAUAUUUUAUUCUAUCCAAAUCCAAAUCCGAAUCCAAAUCGACUUUUAUGCUAUUUGUCCUGUCAUGUCGCUAGGUCUUUUCAUGAAAGCAGUGCAGAUACACAUAUAUAUAUAUAUCACCAAUAUUCACAUCGCCU